CCAAGCGAACGGCAUGUCGUUUAACUUAAAGUAAUUAAUUACUCCAUCUGUCAGCAUUGAAGUUCUCCUUUUCCUGAUUGCCUUGCCACAUUCCUCUCGCGCUUAAAACUGCUACUCCCGCUCCGAAGUCGCGAACUUGAAAGCUCGGCGUCUUAGAAUAUUUUCAGUUUUGUUUGUGGUAAGGGAAGAGAUGAAGAUCCAAAAGGAAACGACAGGCUGAAAGUCCCCUAAAUGCAAAAGGCAAGAUAGAGAAGAAGAAUGCGGAGGUUCAUUCCUCUUCUUCAGAACCUGCACAUGUCUUUGCCUCUGCCUCUCCUCCUGCUACCUAUGCAAGUAGAAUGAAUACACUAGAAAAAGAGAAGGAUAUGGAAAAACUUUCUGGUUUUAUUUUUUUGUGUAAUGGAAAAACAAAGCCAGAGUGCUAUAUGUACCGUGUUUUUGGGCUUCCUAAGGGAAAAAAGGAAGUUGUGGAGAAGAUCAAACCAGGUAUGGGGCUUUUUCUGUUUGACUUUGAACUGAAGCUUCUCUAUGGUCCGUAUGAAGCAACCUCUACUGGAAAGUUGAACUUGGAACCUGCGGCUUUUGGUGGAAAGUUUCCUGUGCAGGUAAGCUUCAGAAUUUGCAAAGAUUGUUUUCCAUUGCCUGAGAGAUCCUUUAAACAUGCUAUCCAAGAUAACUACCAGGAAGGAAAAUUUAAACAAGAACUAAAUGACCAGCAAGUAAGGAGUCUCUUGUCAUUGUUUCAUCCACUUAUGCCUGCGUCAGCUCUUGUUCCUCCUGCAUUGCCUUCUGGAUCCACGCCAUUGCCUGUCUUAGAGAAUCGAUUUCUGGCAAAUGUGCCUUCACGAGAGGGUCCAUAUAUAGCUGGGAUGCAACUUAGUCGUGACCAAUCAGAGUUGACUGCUCAGCAUUCUCUACAUAAGAUAGAAGGUCCACAACAUGCUUAUUAUGGUGCUUCAACACAUACCCAUCCAUCAAUGAAGAUACAAUGUAUGCUAUCUACGAGAAUGCCUCAUUUCAAGGAUCCAUAUCUUGCUAGGAUGUAUGGUGCUUCAACACAUACCCAUCCAUCAAUGAAGAUACAAUAUAUGCAAUCUACAAGAAUGCCUCAUUUCGAGGAUCCAUAUCUUGCCAGGAUGCAGAACAAUCUUGUUUCACAAUUGUUAGUGUCUCGAUAUGUUGAGCAGAGGGUCUUGCCAUCAGAAGCUGCUUCUCUUGGAUCCAUGGAAAACAUCGGCUAUAUCCAUCAAGCUAUGGAACCACAAAUUCUACCAGUUCCAACUGUCCCAUACCAUUCCGCAGAUGCCCAACAAGCAAACUUUCCUGGGAACACAUAUUAGACAAGGAAGCCUGAUUUGGUAUCUUGUGUCUGAACUAGUUUGAGGAUCAAAUCAGUUCUGACAUGAUGGAUUUUAGAUAUGUUUUGUUUUGAUAAUAGUUUUGACAUGGGCUUCUGUUGGUUUGCAUUUUCUAACUGUUCCAUGUUGUAGGAAGCAAGUGAAUUUCUGGAAUUAAGUUGAUGCCUGAAAUGCUAACCAUUUGGUAUCUAAGAAAUAGUAGUUUAUAAUCUAAA
Manihot esculenta (cassava) is the source of this 1573-nucleotide messenger RNA. RefSeq lists its product as uncharacterized. Bases 339 to 1340 code for a protein of 333 amino acids. The record is from RefSeq and is a predicted model, not a curated record. Lineage: Eukaryota; Viridiplantae; Streptophyta; Magnoliopsida; Malpighiales; Euphorbiaceae. The transcript is spliced from 4 exons.